GGUGUCUGAGAAAUAAACCGAGAGAGCGAGAGAAGGGGAACGGGCAGAGGAAACUGGGGAGGCAGAAACAGCAAAGAGUGAGAGAACAGGGGCAGGAAAAAGAGGCCGGGCGGAGAGGUAAAGGCACGGGGAGGAGAGCAAAGAGAGACCAUGGAGCUGCUCCUGUGGCUCUGGUCCCAGCUUCGAUCCUGCGGGAACAACCUCCCAGCCCUGGGCAUAGCCCUCACAGUCUUCGCUCUGCUAUUUGAUUUCCUGAAGCGCAGGAAGCCCUGGAGUCGCUACCCACCAGGGCCGAGCUCUCUGCCCUUCCUUGGGACCAUGCUGCAGAUCGACUUCCACAACCCGCACGUCUCCUUUGCCCAGCUGAAUAAAAAAUAUGGAAAUGUCUUUAGUCUUCAGAACUGCUGGAGUAAUCUAAUAGUAGUGAAUGGAUUCAAAGCAGUAAAGGAAGCAUUGGUCCAGAAAUCAGAGGACUUUGCUGACCGACCAUACUUUCCUAUAUAUGAACAGUUGGGUUAUGGAAAGAACUCUGAAGGGGUGGUGCUUGCAAGAUAUGGUCAUGCGUGGAAGGAGCAAAGGAGAUUUGCACUCUCUACCUUGAGGAACUUUGGGAUGGGAAAGAAAUCCUUGGAGCACCGUGUGACCGAGGAAGCUGGAUUUCUAUGCUCUGCGAUCAGAUCUGAAAAAGGUCGUCCUUUUGAUCCACAUUUUCUUAUAAACAACGCAGUUAGCAAUGUGAUCUGCUCCCUCAUCUAUGGUGAGCGCUUUGACUAUGACAAUAAGAAAUUUCAGAGGUUGUUGCAUUUGUUUGAUCAGGCCUUGAAUGAAGAAGCUGGAUUCCUGCCCCAGCUCCUUGUCGUAGUACCUUGGGUGCUGCUCAUCCCUGGAGUGCCACAGAGCAUCUUCCGAUCCCAAAAGGAGAUCCUGGACUUCAUAAAUGAGCUUCUAAAGGAGCACAGGAUAACCUGGAAUCCUACCCAAAAGAGAGACUUCACUGAUGCUUUUCUACAAGAGAUAGAGAAGGCUAAAGAGCAUGCGGGGAGCAGUUUCAAUGACAACAACCUUCCUAUGGUAACAGUUGACUUGUUUACCGCUGGCACUGAGACCACUUCCACCACCCUGCGCUGGGCAUUGCUGUACAUGCUUCUCCACCCUGACAUCCAGUGUAAAGUCCAUGAGGAAAUUGAUAAGGUGAUUGGCAGGGACAGGUCACCCCAGAUGGAGGACCAAGCGAACAUGCCUUAUACCAGUGCUGUGAUCCAUGAAACUCAACGUUAUGGGGAUAUCGCUCCUGUUGGAUUGCCUCACAUGACAUACCGGGACACCGAGCUCCAAGGCUUCUUCAUUCCAAAGGGGACGACAGUCAUCAUGAACUUGACCUCGGUGCUGAAGGAUGAAACGGUUUGGGAGAAGCCGCACCAGUUCUACCCGGAGCACUUCCUGGAUGCAGAUGGGCAGUUUGUGAAGCGAGAGGCCUUCCUGCCUUUCUCUGCAGGUCGUCGUGUUUGCCUGGGGGAACAACUGGCCAGGACGGAGCUUUUCCUCUUCUUCACCAGCCUCCUGCAGCACUUCACCAUCCGUCUCCCUGAGGGCCAGGCCAGGCCUCGAGAGGAUGGACGCUUUGCUGCGACACUCAGGCCCCACCCCUACCAGAUCCAAGCUGUCCCAAGAUAAGUGCUGUUUUCUGCCGAGUUCCCCUCAUAUAUUUGAGGAACGCCGUAGUGCUUAGCUGAAAGAUGCUCCUACUCCAACGGGGCAGCUUCUCCCGUCGGCAUCGUUAAGCCACCUCCCUGAGAGGCGUUAGCUGUGUCGAUGGGAGAAGCUCUGACGACACAGCGCUGUCUACCCAGAGGUUAGGCUGGUAUAACUAUGUCGCUCAGGGGUGUGGAUUUUUCACACCUUGAGCGACAUAAUUAUACCGAUAUAAGCCUGUAGUGUAGACCUGGCCUUAGUGUUGUGUCUGCGGCUCCCAGAAGCCACGCCAUGGCCCCUCUCCGGCUCCUACACACUCCAAUGGGAGCUGCAGGGGCGGUGCCUGCGGAUGGGGCAGCGUGCAGAGCCGUCUGGCCAUGUCUCGGCGUAGGAGCCGGAGAAAGGACAUGCCACUGCUUCCGAGAACUGCUUGAGGUAAGCGCCGCUCGGAGCCUGCGCCUCCUGAGCUCUCCCCACGCCCCAACCCCCUACCCCAGUCCUGAUCCUCCUCCCUCUCUCGAAACCCCUCGAUCCGCGCCCUGAGCACCCUCCUGCACCCCAAACUCCUCAUCCCCUGCCCCACCCCAGAGCCUGCACCCCCUCCUGCACGCCAACCCCAAUUUUGUAAGCAUUCAUGGCUCACCAUACAAUUUCUAUUCCCAGAUGUGGCCCUCGGACCAAACAGUUUGCCUAGUAUAAUUCCAGUUUUGAUCUUAUCUUUUUCUCUUUACACAAACAUAAUAUGAGGGAACCACGUGUGUACAGUGGGGUCCAAACACGUGUUUAUUGGAAAUACGCAACAUGCCAGGCAUUCCUCCACCUACACACUGCUGCUCUGGUUGGGUUCUGGCAACUUCUAAAAAACCAGCACAUGGGGAAUGGAACAAUAAGGCUCACAAACUAUUUAAAGGGAUAUUACACUAUGCCCGUACACGACACCUUCCUUCUUCCAUUAUACACGUUCCUUUCACUUUCAGCCCGGAAAAGGGUUAACACAGUUUCUUUGGAAUAGAAACCUCUUCUGUUAGAGUAAAGUGACUAUGGGAGGAAUUGCCACUAAUUUGCCUCAAAAUAUUGUGUUUUUUCCACGAUAAGCCUGUAAUUUGCCCUUGCAAAGGAUUGUUAUAAUUUGAGUGUUGUAUACAAAAUAGUAAAAUUACGUUAAUAAAAAGAGGACUAUUUUAUUCUUUAA
Chelonia mydas (Green sea turtle) is the source of this 2884-nucleotide messenger RNA. Its product is annotated as cytochrome P450 2D14-like. Gene Ontology annotation, biological process: xenobiotic metabolic process; arachidonate metabolic process. Gene Ontology annotation, molecular function: oxidoreductase activity, acting on paired donors, with incorporation or reduction of molecular oxygen, reduced flavin or flavoprotein as one donor, and incorporation of one atom of oxygen; heme binding; iron ion binding. Bases 151 to 1674 code for a protein of 507 amino acids. NCBI's taxonomy places the organism in Eukaryota, Metazoa, Chordata, Testudines, Cheloniidae. The transcript is spliced from 9 exons. Gene Ontology annotation, cellular component: intracellular membrane-bounded organelle; cytoplasm. The record is from RefSeq and is a predicted model, not a curated record.